AUGGACGACAUUCUUUUAGCAAGGCUUAGGCUCAUUAAUGACAAACUCACAACAGACUUAGAAGUAAUUCCGGUUACUGUUAAUUUAGAAAAUUUAGUGCAAGCUCAGAUUACCUACGGUAAAUUAGAAGCAUCACUGAAAAGACUUAACGGAGAUCUGACGGAGUACUUUAGGCUGGCUUCGACACCCGCAUCGGAUGAAAUCUGCUUGAUAAGUGGACUUCAACUUCAAGCAGAAGAGACUUUAGCGGAACUUAAGGUGAAGAUCGACCAAAUAUCUACAUCAAGCAAACCAUCAGAGAAGCUGACUGAAGCGAACUCCUCGUGCAGACUUCCUAAGCUUCAGCUGCCGGUGUAUAAUGGGGAUGUACUGGCGUGGUAUGAAUUUUGGGAUGCCUUCAGAAGCAACAUCGAUGCAAGGAACCUGCCGGAAGUGGACAAGCUUUCAUAUCUUAAGACUUCAGUCAAGGGAGAUGCCAAAAAAGCCAUUGACGGUCUAGCGACUACUAGCACCAACUAUGCUAUUGCGGUUUCAAUACUGAAAGAAAGGUUCGGGAAAACUUCACAUCUCAUAGAUGCGCAUUAUGCCACAUUAUAUAAAAUUAAGAUGGCCAAAGGCAAUGCGGAUGAUUGCAGAAGGACUUUCAACGAGAUUGAAAGGAACCUUAAGAUUUUAGAAUCACUAGGUGAGAACAUUAAUCAUAAUCACCUGCGCUUCAUGCUACUAGAGAAGUUUCCUUCUGAUCUAGUAUAUGAGAUAAAACUUAAAGUUAAGGAUGAUUCCAUUCAAGAACUGAGAAGCCAAAUGGACAAAAUAAUCACUGCCAAGGAGGAUGCGGAGAGGAUAUCGAGUAGGAAACGCCCUCUGGACUCAGAAGCUAGUACGGUCGGGAUUCUUCAUGUGAAUGCGAAACGCGCGAGAUACGCAAGUCAGUCCCAACUACAUCACAGUAAACAGAGUAAACAAAACCAGCAGAGAGACUUCGAUAAGCGACCUGUACAGAAGAAGUUUAAGGGUUUCAAGAAAAAUAGCAAUAGAGGCAACAGACCAAACCAAGCUUCAACUUCAAGCAAGGAUCAGACAGAAACUCAGCGAAGUCCUCAAGAGGUCAGGAAGAGAUUGGAUUGUAUAUUUUGCAAAGGGGGCCAUUAUAACGAUAGCUGCCCUGAAGCAUCUACUUUAGCCGAAAGGAAGAAACGACUUGAAGGACGAUGCUUCAUCUGUUUCAAGCAGAAUCACUUGGCAAAAGACUGUAAGAAAGGAUACAACGGAGAAGAAACAGUCCUGACUGUUCUAGAAGAGGGAAUCACUGCACUCCAAACGGCAACAGUUUAUGCAAGCCCCCUAGAUAAUAAGAACAAACUAUUUAAAUAUAGACUUCUCUUAGAUCCAGGUUCCCAACGCUCUUAUGUAACAUUCCGGACUGCAAAGGAACUAAAGCUUCCCGUCGAAGAAGAGAGUCAUCUAGUAGUAUUCACCUUCGGCGACGAUCCUCCCAGAGAGAUACAUAGCCCAAUAGUCACUCUUCAUCUACUAUCUAGAACAAACAAGAACAUAGUAAUACAGGCUAACUGCGUAGAGCAUAUCUCCAGAGGUUAUAUACCUAAUGUCAAGAUGAAGAACUUACCGGAGUCAUAUACACUAGCGGACGACGGGUCGCUGAGCGGACCUGUACAGAUCUUGGUUGGAAACGAAUAUUACUGCAACAUAACUUACGAGAAAAGGGUACAACUGGAUAGCAAUUUGUUUCUAAUCGACUCUGCACUUGGUUGGAUAAUUAGUGGUAGAGCAGAACCACAGCUUAGAGACGAGUCGUACGUAGUGACUUACACUCAGACUUGCAUUGAAACGAAGCUUCAUCAGCCAGAUCCACCUCUUUGUAAUGGAGACAUAAAGAGCCUUUGGGAACUAGAAUGUAUAGGUAUUAGUGAUUCCCCAAGAGCAACUAGAGAAGAAGAAGCCAUCAAAGGACCACUCAUGCUAGAAGACCUCACGGGCUUACUUAUAAAAUUUAGAACUCAUAGGAUAGGUUUAACCUCGGAUAUAGAAAAGGCGUUUUUACAGAUGGCGUUACACGAGAAGGAUCGUGAUGUAACUAGAUUCUUGUGGCUCAAAGAUACCUCUAAACCGGUAUCUCAAGACAACCUACUGUACCUUAGGUUUUGUAGAGUUCCAUUUGGCGUCAUUUCAUCACCGUUUUUGCUUAAUGCGACUAUUAAGCACCACCUGUCCAACGCAGAAGAUCAGCAAGUCAGACAGAAAGCAAACGACAUAUAUGUGGAUAACUUUGUUUCGGGUACUGACACUACGGAUGAGGCGAUGAAACUCUACAGAAAUCUAAAGGGAUCUUUUCAAGAUAUUUCAAUGUCACUCAGGGAUUGGAGUUCAAAUUCUAAAGAAUUUAUGAAGAAAGUCUCUGAUACAUGUAAAGAAGAUAAAGUAAAGGUACUUGGCUUAGAAUGGGACAUCAAAAGGGAUACUCUUCAGUUGAAACCUAACUUACAAGAAGAAGCUGUCACAAAAAGAGGAAUACUGAAGACUAUUGCAUCAAUCUACGAUCCAUGUGGUUAUGCAGUACCCUAUACCCUAUCAUCUAAACUAUUUUUACAAGAGCUUUGGAAAGCUGGAGUGUCAUGGGACUCACCAUUAUCGAGCGAACUAACGGAAGAAUGGAACAAGAUCCGACAGAAUUUAGAAGCCAUUAGGAAGGUGUCGGUGGACAGAUGCUACAUGAAGACACCAGUGGGAAAAGGCUACCAACUACACUGUUUCACCGAUGCCUCUCUACAGGCUUAUGCAGCAUCAGUCUUUUUAGUCUGCGGCUCGGAGAAAAGCUUCAUUAUUGGUAAAUCUCGGCUGAUACCAAUAAAGGACCAGGAGAGUCUCAAGAUACCUCGUCUUGAACUUUUAGGAGUACUGAUUGGCAGUAGACUGAUAAAGUUCGUUCUUAAGUUUCUCCAGCAGAAGAUAGUAAGACAAGUCUUAUGGACUGACAGCCAGAUCGUCAUAGAAUGGUGCAAAUCUGACAAGCUAUUGCCACCCUUCGUUGCCAGGCGGAUAGAAGAGAUCAAAACAAAUAAAGAUCUGGAGAUCAGAUACCUUCCAACAGAGCUAAAUCCAGCUGACGUCGGCACCAGACCCACCUGCUCGAGAGAGGACAGGGAGAAAUGGCUGAGUGGUCCACAAUUUAUAGUUCAAGAUCCGAAGACGUGGCCAACAACUUCAGGCGGUGGACCAACCAGUUCUCUCUUGAUUGGGGAGGGUCUUGGGAUCCAAGAAGACGAAGAACUGAUGGAAAUAGUUGAUCCGGAUAUACACAACGUUAGUCCGAUGGAAACGGAGGACAGUAUAACUGAAAGGGAAGUAGCGAGUCAUGACAAUGAUCAAAUGCCAGAUAAGUUACUAAAAUUGAAAGAAAUUCAAGCCGAAUACUUUCCUCUAGAGGUAGAAGGAAAGGUAACUAGUUUAAGUUUGAAUUUAGGCAUAUUUAAAGACAUAGAUGAGUUACUAAGGUGUAAAGGUCGUAUGAAACACGCAGACUGGACAUUCGAUAAACGCUACCCUAUACUUAUACCAAAAGAUUCAGAUUUCACCAACGAAAUCAUAAUGAAGACUCAUCAAGAAAAUAAGCAUGUUGGAGUAAGUCACACGUUAGACAAGAUAAGGGAAACUUACUGGAUACCACAAGGAAGAAGCCAAGUUCAAAAGAUUUUGAAGAAGUGCUCCGAAUGUAUGAAGCAUGACGGAGGGCCAUAUAAACUACCAGAAACUCCUGCGUUACCGAAAGAGAGGGUCAAUUAUAGCUCACCAUUCACAUACGUUGGUACCGACUAUCUGGGACCACUUCUAGUCAACAAUGGGAAUGGCAAUUGUAAAAGGUGGAUUAGCCUCUACACAUGCUUAGCCGUAAGAGCCAUUCACUUAGAAGUUGUAAAGGACCUAACUGCGGAAGAAGGUUUAAUGGCCUUACGUAGAAUGAUUUCAGCAAGAGGUGUACCUACCUUAAUAACGUCUGAUAAUGCGGCUCACUACAAGUUACUCUCAGAGAUUCUUCAGAACCCAUACUGCGUAGAGAAAGAGAUAAGAUGGAAAUUUAUACCACAGUUAGCACCAUGGCAUGGAGGAUUCUAUGAGAGAUUAGUUGGUUUGGUUAAAAACUGUAUGAAGAAAACAUUACAGAAACAUUUGUUGAAUGACACUCAGCUAGUAACAGCGGUGAAAGAAAUAGAAGCAGUUCUUAACACAAGACCCUUAACUUACGUAGAUUCAGAGCCGGAUCAUGUACUAAAACCUUCAGACUUUCUUACUAUGGGAAAGUGUAUCAUUAUGGAAACUUCAGAUAAGGAUCCUACGACGUCGCAAGGGACGGUGACUAAGGACAAUUUAAUUAAAGGUUGGAAGAAAGCACGGAUAAUUCUACGAGAAUUUAAAGAGAUGUUUGAGAACAGGUAUCUCCUAAAUUUGAGAGAAAGAUAUUCCCACCAUCCUAAAGAACCUAGAGUAACAUCAAAGUUAGCACCUCAGAUAGGUCAAAUCGUGCAGAUUAAAGGUGACACGAAGAACAGGAUAAAUUGGAAAGUUGGGAAAAUAGUAUCUUUAAAGGAAGGCGCCGACGGUUUAUGUAGGGUCGCCACGGUACGAGUAGGAGAUACAGAGUAUACAAGAUCUAUCGCACAUCUCUACCCGUUAGAGAUCGAAGAUGGAGAAGAACAGUGUAAACAAACAUCAUCUUAUGAAGAAAGUGUAGAAGAACCGGUGCAGAUUCCUGAUCUUCAACGUCCACCAGACAAGGAUGACGUGACGAUGGAAUCCCUCAAAGACGUUACUGAGCCUCCACCUGCGCAAAUAUCCACUCAAGAAGUAAGAGAUCAACCAGAAGAAGUACAGCCUCAUGCCUCGCCAGAAGAGGAACCGUGUUCCUCUAAACAAACAGUUGAGUCUAUAUCUAGUGAGUUAAACGAGCCUAAGCCUAAGUCUAUGUCCGAACCAGAACCACUCGCGGUCGUCGACCUCGAGUUUUACGACCACACUGUUCCCGAGUCACACCACCUAGAGGAAGUUGCGCCAGAAGAACAACACGACGAAGCAAGACCUAAGAGAGCGGCAGCUCUCAGAGCCCUUGAGAAGAUCAAGGAAUGGACCAGCAAUCUAGUCGCCGUGUUGCUGCCUGAGGCGGGGUGUGUCGUGACAAGCACGAAUAUCUAAUGUCACAAUACAAAUUUCCUAGCGGCAACACUGAACAGCGCCCUCUGAGUGGAACUGUGAUCUCGGGGUCAAACAACCAGCCACCAUAAAGUAAAGCGAAGCAGACUGAGGCUCCUCUGGCCCAAGAGAAGUGGAUCAGAGAGAGCGAGGAUAAAGAAUCCUUCAUGGGAGAUGAAGGUAUGUAUGCCAAGCAUUCUGUUAC
This is a messenger RNA of Cydia splendana, 5407 nucleotides long. RefSeq lists its product as uncharacterized. Bases 1 to 5205 code for a protein of 1734 amino acids. Gene Ontology annotation, molecular function: nucleic acid binding. The transcript is spliced from 4 exons. Gene Ontology annotation, biological process: DNA integration. The record is from RefSeq and is a predicted model, not a curated record. NCBI's taxonomy places the organism in Eukaryota, Metazoa, Arthropoda, Insecta, Lepidoptera, Tortricidae.